GGAAUAAUAAAGUCACACAGAUAAAACCCCUGCGAGAAUGAGAGAGCGCACUGAGAAAUAUUUUGAGAAGGAAAUUCAGUGUUGCGAAGCCGCGUUCGGCGCAUGAGCACACUAAUGCGCUCAAGCCAAGGAGGUCUGGAAGUAGCUGCAAAUACAAGGGUUUCAAAUUCCAGUGGAAAGAAGCGAUAGAACUCAUGUAGUUUCUGCUCAGGUUACCUCAUAUCGGAUUUAUAAGCGAGUGAACCUCUUGUCAGACACCCUACGCACUGGCAUGUUCCUCUCAAUCGAUAAAAUCAAUGUUGUCCUCGGUAAAACACGAAGCAAACCUACAGUUGGUCCUACAUGGCAAAACGCGACUCGCACAAUGAAGUCGUCUACGCAAUCCUCAUCUUGCCUAGUGUUACUUACGGGGAGGAACGCCCAACUCUCCUCGCCACAGUGAAAUAAGCGAAACAAGUCAAGAAUUCACACUAGUCAACACCACUUUUGGCCUGCUAAGAGACGACAAUCAAUUCCUGAGAGGAGCCAACACAGGCUACACGACCUAUAUUAGUGCUCAGUCAAUACCAUGUGGUAAACAUGAAUGAUAUGUGAGUACCUUCUGCGCCCGUCUCAGUGGGUGAGGGGACCGGUGAUCCAGCCAGUGAGGAGAGCAUGGAUGUAUCUGAAGCUUCCAACAGCAGUGGAACCCUGGCCAACCAGUCGCCUCUCUCUGACCACAUUCCCAACAACAUCUACUCCUUUGAGCACAGUGUCCGCGACCCCCUUCGGUUCCCAAUGCAGCAGAACGGACGGUUAGUAGGAGCAGCUGUGGAGGGCAAUGUUCCUCCACCAGCAGGGGGAGGAGCUGCAGCUGAAGCAGCCGGAGGCCAUAGACCUUCACCAUUCAAUCUUUCCCACUUGGAAUUUUCACUUCCAGACACAGAGAUAUAUGAGGCAGAACCAGUGGACUUCCCUAGUUCUCCAACUGCCCUUCGCUCCAUGGUCCACCCCAGUGACGACAGCCUUGGAAUGGGUGUCAGACUGGCAGAGAGGGAGGAGCCCCCUCAAGCCCCUGCCACUCCUACUGAAGAAGACCGGUCCAUGUAUACUGCUGUAGUGUCUCCGCCCACUGGUCAGGUCACCCUCCGUAAAGAACGUCCAUCCAGUCUAGAAGUAAAUCGUAAGAAGCGCCUCACAGUCACAGAGGAACUGCUCACAGUGGCAGUAGAUGAUGAUCAGCAUUCCAUCUCAUCACUCAGUCAGCACAGCGAUGAUGAUGAUGAUGAUGCUCAGAUGCUCUCACAUGAUGAGUUUACAGACAUGUUGACUCCAGAUGAUAUUGACACGCCUGAUGAGCUUGAGGAAUCCAUCAUGGAGCGUCUUGGUCCACAGCCAACCAUAGAGCCACUUCCAGAGUACACAAUAACGCAGGAAACCUCAGAGGAAAGGUCAUGGCGAUCUGUUGUAAUAUCGGGUAUUGAACGGCGCAUUGACAUGAAGGUCAUUGAACCCUACAAGAAGGUGCUAAGUCAUGGAGGCUAUCUUCCAAGCAGUAAUGAAGCAAUUAUUGUGUUUUCUGCAUGUUUCCUGCCUGACAGGUCACGCAAAGACUAUGAUUAUGUAAUGGACAACCUUUUUAUGUAUGUCUUGACAACCUUAGACCAGCUGAUUGCAGAGGACUACGUAUUGGUUUACCUUCAUGGGGCCACAACACGGGGGAAUAUGCCGUCCUUUGCUUGGCUUAAGCGCUGCUAUCAGAUGAUUGACCGACGUCUGCGGAAGAACCUGCAGGGCCUCUACCUGGUCCAUCCGACAUUCUGGGUCAAGACAGUGGUUGUGAUGACAAGGCCUUUUGUCAGUGCCAAGUUCGCAAGGAAACUCAGGUUUGUGAAUAGCCUGAAAGAAUUAUCAAGUCUUAUCCCUAUGGACCAAGUAUGCAUCCCUGACCGAGUGAAACAAUAUGAUGAAAUACGUGAAAGUUUGCUAGAGAAGGCAUGAAGAUAUGGAGAACAUGGAACUUGGAAGGUCGAGAAGGAACUUGGCCUUAAUCUUAGACAUAAUGAAGAUGUACUGAGUCUCUGUCAAGAUGGAACCAGUGCUUUUACCUGCAUUGAUUUCAUCCUAGAAGAAGCGAAUAUAUGGACAUAGUGUAUAGUACAAUAGAAUUCCCUCUUUGAAAAAGAUUUCUUUGUUGUUGGUUGUGGAUUGACAAUAGUGUUGGUCAGAAGUUCUGUGAUGAAAAAUAAAGGACAUGUAAUAUGUAUGCUUAGAACCCAGUAUAUGUAUAAUUUGACUAAGCAGUGAAAUUUGAAAAAGCAAGUGACCCAAAGUGUUGAAAGUCAACUGUUGCAUCGAUGUUACACGUCCGUAUAUUACUUGUUUCCUAUACUCAAACAUAAAAAGAAAGAAUAUGUGGACAGACUGGUUGUGAUUCCCAGCAGACCCAUGAGUUGUAAGUGGGUGAGGAUCAUCUCUGAACAUUCGAGCACAAAUUGUCACCCUUUCAGAUCUGCAGCAGUAAUGCUCUCAAGUAUGCUCAUGUAAAAGAAUUAAGUUUUCUUCUUCCUCUUCUUCUUCUUCUUGCCGAAAAUACUAUUUCCAUUUCAAAUGCAGUGAGGAUGAGAUGUGUGAGAUAACUCUCAUCUGGUACAUACUGUUAUUAUUUCCUGCAUAGUAACUGUGAGUCACAUUUAACAUGUUGAAUGUGCAAUACACUAGUGUACUGGCAUCUGCACAUUUAGUUAUGGCUUCAUGAUAAAAAAGAAUAAGUUCCACAAACAGGGGAGCCUGACCUGUUAUGAGAACUGUGUGCCAUCAUGAUAAAAACAGUCUUGCAAAUCAAUAUUUUGCCCAAACCUCUGUUGUAAUGAUAAUUGCAUAUAUACUCACUUCUACGGUAUUACUCUUCUACACAUAGUAAAAUUAUAUAUUGCACCCAAGCACAUACUACACACACACAUGUACACACACACACACACACACACACACACACACACACACACACACACACACACACACACACACACACACACACACACACACACACACACACACACACACACACACACUCUUGUACAAAUUUUGCUUUCUCUAUUUCUCUCUGCAUUUUGUCUUUUUCUAUCUCUCGCUCUCACAGGCAGGCAGACUUUGGGUUUAAAAUAUAUUGUAGAUAACCCAUGUAAUUAAAAUCAUUAUAUAUUUGAUGGAGCAGGGCAAAAUUUUUUAACAGUAAUCAUAGUAUGACAAGAAUACUCAUAAACAUGUUACAUUAAUAUCCACAUAUAUACAAUAUUGCAUAUACUGUAAAUGUCUGUAUCUGUAAGUAUGGAAAUGUAUGCAUGCUUUGUGAAUAAUCUGAAAAUACGCAUUAUAGGAGCAUGUGUCUUAGGCAACUUGUUAUUCUGUAUGGAGCCUUUGUAGAAUGAUAUAAUUUGUAUAAUAUAAUGUAAUUGCUAGCCAUAUUUGCAACUACAGGUAAUGCAGUCAGGUUUUUGUGCUGCCAUUAAUUUCAAGUGCAUCCUUUAUAGAAAGUUAACUUGGAGGAGAUAUGUUGUGUAAAAUAGCCAAUGGUUUUCUUUAUUGGUUUACAGUUGACAGACAGAAGUGACGAAUCUCACCGAGUUAUUUUCUUGCACAGCAUUUUGUCCUCCAGAAUUUUUGUACUUGAUAUGAUUAUGAAAUAAGAUGUAAAAUAUAUGUUUAUUAGACAGAACUUGUAAUUUGCCUUGGACUUUGAUUUCUGGGAUUAUUUUCUGUUUAUAAUGAGAGGCCUUGUGGAUUGUAUGUUUGAGAAGCUGUAACACACACACACACACACACACACACACACACACACACACACACACACACACACACACACACACACACACACACACACACACACACACACACACACACACACACACACACAACUUGACAUAAAAUACACACUCAAAUUCAUGUAAAUCACACACAUAUUCACAAGGUGAAAGUAUUUAGUAGUCAUAUGAUGAUCUUUCUUUGUAAAAAAAAAUGAGAGGCCUUGUGGAUUGUAUGUUUGAGAAGCUGUAACACACACACACACACACACACACACACACACACACACACACACACACACACACACACACACACACACACACACACACACACACACACACACACACACACACA
Molecule: messenger RNA, 4134 nt
Organism: Penaeus chinensis
Lineage: Eukaryota; Metazoa; Arthropoda; Malacostraca; Decapoda; Penaeidae
Product: protein prune homolog 2-like
Exons: 13
Coding region: 655-1980 (441 amino acids)
Cellular component (GO): cytoplasm
Source: RefSeq, a predicted model, not a curated record